GUUCAUUACGGACGAUCAAUGUCAAUACGGAACCAUAAGUAUAAAUGAAUGGUAUCGCGAUGUGGCAUUUCACAUAUUACUAUUCUAGUACUUGACUGGCAUUCGCAAAUCUGAUCGGAAGGAAACUGGAGAUGAAGAUGCAAGUGAUACAGAUGAUGGUUCUAAUAGGAUGCGGCGUUGCAUUAGUGGACGCAACCGACUGUAGAUACCCAUGCGUCCGCAAACUUGGAACACGAGUGGCAGACUGUAUAGAUCCAUGUGGCCAAGAACCACAGCCAGAAUGCCCGGCUUGUCCCGAUGCAGUAUGCCAGAAAAAUGAUUGUGAUGUUUGUAGUUAUUAUUUCAAAUUUGGAAGAAGUAAGAUUUGCGACUGUGGCAUUGUCGACUGCGCAGAUUUAGACAAGGUGACUUGUGAUGAGGAUCCAUGCUCCGGUGUGGACACUUCAGAUGGUGUCAUUUGCCUUUCCAACAACUGUGGUGGAUGUAAUAAAGUUUGUUACCAGAACUGCAGAAGAUUAUACAGUUGCCCGAUGCUAAAUAAUAUUGAAUGAAUAUUUAAUGAAUAGAAUAAACACAUCAUGAAUGAAAGAUGUAAAAACAA
Molecule: messenger RNA, 601 nt
Organism: Owenia fusiformis
Lineage: Eukaryota; Metazoa; Annelida; Polychaeta; Sabellida; Oweniidae
Source: the annotation of a GenBank genome assembly